AUGGACUCUUUCACAAUCAGUUACGACAGGAGGAGCCAAGAAGUGUCCUUGUUUGUUGCAACACGCUGGUUUUCUUAUUCUCCUUUGGUCAUUUUUGACCAGGCCAGGCGGAACCGAAAAAAGGCGAGCUCCAGGCUAUUCCCUCAGCUGGAAUACCCUUCUCUUCGUUGUAAAACGGUUUUAUCCUUCAGAGCUCAACUCAAACGCCAAGUGCUUCUUGCAACAAGAGAGGAAAUAAAAGCGGAAACUGAAAAACAGAGUCCUCCUCAUGGAGAAGCGAAAGGUGGAUCAAGCACCCUUCCACCAGUUAAAUCAAAGACAAAUUUUAUUGAAGCAGACAAGUAUUUCUUACCCUUUGAAUUGGCAUGCCAGUCCAAAUGUCCCCGUAUAGUUAGUACAUCUCUUGAUUGUUUACAGAAACUUAUUGCUUAUGGGCACUUGACUGGCAAUGCUCCAGAUAGUACAACACCAGGCAAAAAAUUAAUUGAUAGAAUUAUUGAAACAAUUUGUGGCUGCUUCCAAGGUCCUCAAACAGAUGAAGGAGUUCAGUUGCAAAUAAUAAAGGCUUUACUUACUGCAGUAACAUCUCAACACAUAGAAAUUCAUGAAGGAACUGUACUGCAAGCUGUGAGAACAUGUUACAAUAUCUAUCUAGCGAGCAAAAAUCUCAUCAAUCAGACAACAGCCAAAGCUACUCUUACUCAGAUGCUAAAUGUUAUCUUUGCACGCAUGGAAAACCAAGCAUUGCAAGAAGCCAAACAAAUGGAAAAAGAAAGGCAUCGGCAGCAUCAUCAUCUGUUGCAGUCUCCAGUAAGCCAUCAUGAGCCUGAAUCACCUCAACUUAGAUAUUUGCCACCUCAAACUGUUGAUCACAUGUCCCAGGAACAUGAAGGGGACCUUGAUUCCCAUACAAAUGAUGUGGAUAAAAGCCUUCAGGAUGACACAGAACCUGAAAAUGGAUCUGAUAUUUCCAGUGCAGAAAAUGAACAGACUGAAGCUGAUCAGGCAACUGCAGCUGAAACGUUAUCUAAAAAUGACAUAUUAUAUGAUGGAGAAAACCAUGACUGUGAGGAAAAGCCACAAGACAUUGUACAGAGCAUUGUAGAAGAAAUGGUGAACAUCGUUGUUGGAGAUAUGGGAGAAAGAACUACUAUAAAUGCAAGUGCAGAUGGCAACAUUGGAAGUAUAGAGGAUGGUAGCGACAGUGAAAAUAUUCAAGCAAAUGGAAUUCCAGGAACACCAAUUUCUGUUGCAUAUACACCGUCUUUACCUGAUGACAGAUUGUCUGUCUCUUCCAGUGAUACUCAGGAAUCUGGAAAUUCUUCAGGACCUUCACCUGGUGCUAAGUUUUCCCACAUUUUACAAAAGGAUGCCUUUCUAGUAUUCAGGUCAUUGUGUAAACUGUCCAUGAAACCACUGUCAGAUGGACCACCAGAUCCAAAGUCUCAUGAGUUACGAUCCAAGAUUCUUUCAUUGCAGUUACUUCUAUCCAUUCUGCAGAAUGCAGGACCUGUUUUCAGGACAAAUGAGAUGUUUAUUAAUGCUAUUAAGCAGUAUCUCUGUGUUGCACUCUCAAAAAAUGGAGUGUCAUCUGUUCCAGAGGUUUUUGAGCUUUCUCUUUCCAUAUUUCUCACUUUGUUGUCAAACUUCAAGACACAUCUGAAGAUGCAAAUUGAGGUGUUCUUUAAAGAAAUUUUCCUAUACAUUUUGGAAACUUCUACCAGCUCAUUUGACCACAAAUGGAUGGUUAUUCAGACAUUGACAAGGAUCUGUGCAGAUGCUCAGAGUGUAGUGGAUAUUUAUGUAAACUAUGACUGUGAUUUAAAUGCAGCAAAUAUAUUUGAAAGACUAGUAAAUGAUCUAUCAAAAAUUGCUCAAGGACGAGGCAGUCAAGAACUUGGUAUGAGUAAUGUUCAGGAAUUGAGCCUGAGGAAAAAAGGUUUAGAAUGCUUAGUGUCAAUUUUGAAGUGUAUGGUUGAAUGGAGUAAGGAUCAGUAUGUGAAUCCCAACUCUCAGACAACUCUUGGUCAGGAAAAAACCUUAGAGCAAGAGACGAGUGAAAUCAAACACCCUGAGACAAUAAACAGAUAUGGAAGUUUAAAUUCCUUGGAGUCAACAUCAUCAUCAGGAAUAGGCAGCUACAGUACACAGAUGUCUGGUACUGACAAUCCAGAACAAUUUGAAGUCCUAAAGCAACAAAAAGAAAUAAUAGAACAAGGAAUAGAUUUAUUUAAUAAGAAACCAAAGAGAGGAAUACAGUACCUCCAAGAACAAGGGAUGCUUGGCACUACACCUGAAGAUAUUGCCCAAUUCUUACAUCAAGAGGAAAGAUUAGAUUCUACUCAAGUGGGCGAGUUCCUGGGAGAUAAUGAUAAAUUUAACAAAGAAGUCAUGUAUGCAUAUGUGGACCAACAUGACUUUUCAGGAAAGGACUUUGUUUCAGCCCUUCGUAUGUUUCUGGAAGGAUUCCGUCUUCCAGGGGAAGCUCAGAAAAUUGAUCGAUUGAUGGAAAAAUUUGCUGCAAGAUACCUCGAAUGCAACCAAGGACAAACCCUUUUUGCUAGUGCAGAUACUGCUUAUGUUUUGGCUUAUUCAAUUAUCAUGCUGACCACAGAUCUUCACAGUCCACAGGUUAAAAAUAAAAUGACAAAGGAACAGUACAUUAAGAUGAAUAGAGGUAUCAAUGACAGUAAAGACCUUCCGGAAGAGUAUCUAUCAGCUAUCUAUAAUGAAAUUGCUGGAAAAAAGAUAUCAAUGAAAGAAACAAAAGAACUCACAAUCCCUACAAAAUCAAGUAAGCAGAAUGUAGCCAGUGAAAAACAAAGAAGGCUUCUGUAUAAUUUAGAAAUGGAACAGAUGGCCAAGACAGCAAAAGCACUCAUGGAAGCCGUGAGCCAUGUUCAGGCACCUUUUACAAGUGCAACACAUUUGGAGCAUGUGAGACCCAUGUUUAAGUUGGCUUGGACACCUUUCCUGGCUGCGUUUAGUGUGGGUCUGCAAGAUUGUGAUGAUACUGAAGUAGCCUCUCUUUGCCUGGAAGGUAUAAGAUGUGCAAUCAGAAUUGCAUGCAUUUUCAGCAUUCAGCUGGAAAGAGAUGCAUAUGUCCAGGCACUAGCAAGAUUUACCUUACUUACAGUGAGUUCUGGUAUUACUGAAAUGAAACAGAAGAACAUUGAUACAAUAAAAACACUUAUCACAGUGGCCCAUACAGAUGGAAAUUAUUUAGGAAAUUCAUGGCAUGAGAUUCUGAAGUGCAUCAGUCAGUUGGAGCUUGCACAGCUUAUAGGAACUGGAGUGAAACCUCGAUACAUUUCUGGAACAGUACGGGGCAGAGAAGGAUCUCUUACUGGAACAAAAGAUCAGGCUCCUGAUGAAUUUGUGGGUCUGGGGCUAGUUGGAGGAAAUGUGGACUGGAAGCAGAUAGCAAGUAUUCAGGAAUCCAUCGGAGAAACCAGUUCUCAAAGUGUUGUUGUUGCUGUAGAUAGAAUAUUUACAGGUUCUACAAGACUAGAUGGAAAUGCUAUUGUGGAUUUUGUCCGUUGGCUCUGUGCCGUGUCUAUGGAUGAAUUACUUUCCACUACACAUCCAAGAAUGUUUAGUCUACAAAAAAUAGUAGAAAUAUCGUAUUACAACAUGGGAAGAAUAAGAUUGCAGUGGUCUCGAAUUUGGGAAGUUAUUGGCGAUCAUUUUAAUAAGGUUGGCUGUAAUCCUAAUGAAGAUGUAGCUAUUUUUGCAGUAGACUCCUUGAGGCAAUUGUCAAUGAAGUUUUUAGAGAAAGGGGAGCUUGCUAAUUUCAGAUUCCAGAAGGAUUUCUUAAGACCGUUUGAACAUAUAAUGAAACGGAACAGGUCUCCAACAAUUCGAGAUAUGGUUGUACGGUGUAUAGCACAAAUGGUUAAUUCUCAAGCUGCUAACAUUCGGUCUGGAUGGAAGAACAUUUUCUCUGUGUUUCAUCUAGCUGCAUCCGAUCAAGAUGAAAGCAUAGUGGAACUUGCAUUCCAAACAACAGGGCACAUUGUCACUCUUGUGUUUGAAAAACACUUUCCAGCGACCAUUGAUUCUUUCCAGGAUGCAGUGAAGUGUUUGUCUGAAUUUGCGUGCAAUGCAGCUUUCCCAGACACAAGCAUGGAAGCAAUUCGACUUAUUCGCCAUUGUGCAAAAUAUGUGUCUGAUAGACCUCAGGCUUUCAAGGAGUACACAAGUGAUGAUAUGAAUGUGGCGCCUGAAGACAGGGUUUGGGUCAGAGGAUGGUUCCCAAUCCUCUUCGAGCUGUCCUGCAUCAUUAAUAGAUGCAAAUUAGAUGUAAGAACCAGGGGUUUAACAGUAAUGUUCGAAAUAAUGAAAACUUAUGGCCACACUUAUGAAAAACACUGGUGGCAGGAUUUAUUUAGAAUUGUUUUCAGAAUCUUUGACAACAUGAAAUUGCCAGAACAGCAGACAGAGAAAGCUGAAUGGAUGACUACGACUUGUAAUCAUGCACUUUAUGCGAUCUGUGAUGUAUUCACCCAGUAUUUAGAAGUACUCAGUGAUGUACUUUUGGAUGAUAUUUUUGCCCAGCUCUACUGGUGUGUGCAGCAAGACAAUGAGCAGUUAGCACGAUCUGGUACAAACUGCUUAGAGAAUGUUGUUAUUCUGAAUGGUGAGAAAUUUACCCUAGAAAUCUGGGAUAAAACUUGUAACUGCACACUGGAUAUCUUCAAAACCACAAUCCCACAUGCGCUCUUAACCUGGCGUCCCUCUUCUGGAGAAACUGUUCCCCCACCUCCAUCUCCUGUGAGUGAAAAACAGCUGGAUACAAUAUCACAGAAAUCUGUAGAUAUUCAUGAUUCUGUUCAGCCAAGAUCUGCAGAUAAUAGACAGCAAGCACAAUUGGCUGCUGUCUCUACUGUGAACGAAGAAGUCAGCAAAAUUAAACAUACAGCAAAAUUUCCAGAACAAAAAUUGUUUGCCGCCCUGUUGAUUAAAUGUGUUGUGCAGCUGGAACUCAUCCAGACUAUCGACAACAUUGUGUUCUUCCCAGCCACAAGCAAGAAGGAAGAUGCCGAAAACCUAGCUGCCGCACAGAGAGAUGCUGUGGACUUUGAUGUUCGAGUUGAUACACAGGAUCAAGGAAUGUACCGCUUUUUAACAUCACAACAACUUUUUAAGCUACUGGACUGCUUAUUAGAGUCCCAUAGAUUUGCAAAAGCAUUUAAUUCCAACAAUGAACAGAGGACUGCUCUGUGGAAAGCAGGCUUCAAAGGCAAAUCCAAACCUAACCUUCUGAAGCAGGAGACGAGCAGCCUUGCCUGUGGGCUGCGCAUUCUCUUCCGGAUGUACAUGGAUGAGAGCCGCGUUAGUGCCUGGGAGGAGGUCCAGCAGAGGCUUUUAAAUGUCUGCAGCGAAGCCCUAAGUUACUUCCUUACUCUGACGUCAGAGAGUCACCGGGAAGCCUGGACUAAUUUACUGCUUUUGUUUCUAACUAAAGUUCUAAAGAUAAGCGACAGUAGGUUUAAAGCUCAUGCAUCAUUCUACUACCCUCUCUUAUGUGAAAUUAUGCAAUUUGACUUGAUUCCUGAACUUCGUGCCGUUCUUAGAAGAUUUUUUCUGCGAAUUGGAGUAGUUUUUCAGAUAUCACAACCACCUGAACAGGAACUUGGAAUAAACAAGCAAUGAUGGCAACUUGGUAUUGUUCUGUUGGCGUUUACAUCCCUCCGCUCUUUAAAAGGACCUUGGAGCUGAGGUUUCCUACCUGAAAAAUGGUUUCUCUGAAUUGCGGUGUCUGAGGGUUACUGGUAAAGAUGCUUAGAACUGUAACUCAAACUUGCGCAACGCUCCAGUCCCUAUUUAGUAAUCUGGUGGAUUCUGUUUGUCAUGUUGGGCUCAUGUUGAGCAGAAAGCCUGUUUCCACAGUGUCAGCUUGUGUUCAUGUGUCCUUUCCCUGUCCUUGGCGGCAGGGAGAGCCCCACAGUUUUCGGCAGGUGUGGAAGUAAAACUUUACCCAAAGAACUAUAGAUGUAAAGAUUUGAACUUCUGCAAGAAGUACAACUCAGGAGAGCUGUAUUUUGAAGGAUAAAAUGUUUAUAAUUGGGGGGGUGGGGGGGAGAAGAAGAAAUUAUUGUUCAUGGUAAAAGAUAUUUAGCAACUAUGGUAUUCUUAUUCUGAAGAUUUUUGCACACUCAGGCUAUCUGAGAUACUGGUAAUCAUCCUUCUGUGAAAAAUGUACAGAGAUGCAGGUCUGUAAUAUAAAAAUCUUAAACAUUAUAUAGUUCUUCCUGCACUGUUUUAUUUUAAUUUCUUUAUUUUCUUAUUCAUUUGCUAAAUACCUAUAAUAUUUUGUCAAAUGCACUAAACAUUUGGGUUGAACUUUUUGUCUUUUUUAUUUUGUGGGGGUUUUGGUUUUGCCCUUUUUGGUGGGGGGGGGAGGGGUUGGUAAUUUUGAGGGUUUAACAUGCCCAGAAAGCUGUUGUGGCUGACGCUUGUCAUGAUCAACAACAAAAAAGGUAGAAAAUACUCCUACUGACCUAACUACCUGUAAUAUACUUCUCUUAGGGCUUCUAAAGAUGAGCCAUUAAAAUAGAGUUGAUCCUUCAUGGACCGAAACUUGAAUCACUGCAAAAUGAAUCUAGGUUGCUGUCACUUUCUUUUUCUUUUGGGUGGCGGGGCUUGAUGUAGAUUUUACUCUGUGUACAGAAUUUAAUGUUGAAUAUGUUAAAAUAACAAAUCUGGCAUGGUUGGGGGAGUUAGAUUUACUGGAAAUGUAUUCAUACUGUGAAUUGUGCUCUGAUGGUUAAAAAAAGACAAGAUUGUCAAGCAUUCCGUAUUAACAGUGGAUGUAGAAAAUUUUUUCAGAUGGAUAAAAUGUAUAUGGUACAGAUGUAAAGUUUUCUAUGUAAAAAAUUCUGUACAACUUUCUGUACAAUACUGAUUCUCAUCUGGCAUAUUCUAAUCAGGUUAUAUAGGUCAAUAAAGUUUUUGGAUUAUUUCAUCCGUGCAAUCAAAACCUGUGUAA
Leptonychotes weddellii (Weddell seal) is the source of this 6991-nucleotide messenger RNA. Lineage: Eukaryota; Metazoa; Chordata; Mammalia; Carnivora; Phocidae. The record is from RefSeq and is a predicted model, not a curated record.